Molecule: messenger RNA, 1464 nt
Organism: Adineta steineri
Lineage: Eukaryota; Metazoa; Rotifera; Eurotatoria; Adinetida; Adinetidae
Source: the annotation of a GenBank genome assembly
AUGUCUUUAAACAAAGGAAGACCUGCGAGUGCUGGUCAAAGUUUACCAAAAGAUAUUGAUAAUAUAUAUUAUACAGCUUUCAGUGAAUCUAUUAUUCUUGGCUGUUUUUAUGAUGCAAGAAAGUGUUCUGUACUUUCUCAAUUACCAUUAAACAAGAAAUUAAUAAUUAAUUCAGCACAGUAUAGAUCGGUGACUUGUACAAUAAUGACAGAUAAUACAUUGGAUAUUGAAGAUUUUUUUCGUACGAUUGGUAUCACUGAUGAGUUAUGGUUAAAUUUAACGUUAAAUAGCAUACCUACAGAAAACAUGGGAUUAUUAUGUUAUUAUUCUUUUGCGAAAAAUACAAACACUCGAUAUCUCUAUUAUUAUUAUGUAAGUGAAGAAAAUUCGAUUUCAUCGGAAAAGAACGUAGUUAAAAUAGGACUUCCUACAGAUAUACCUCACUUUAGUACAACUCAUGUUAUUUCUACAGUUAGAGUAGGAAUUCAGGCUUUUAUUGUAUUACAACUAUCUUCGAAUGAUCAAAUAAAUCUUGACCGUUUACUUGAAAAAAUAAAGGAUCAAUUGAUUAUGAACAAAUUCGAACUAUCAAAAGUUGAUAAAUUGUUACUCAAUGAAAUUACCGUUACAAAAAUCUUCUCCAAUACACAAAGUUUACAUCAAUUCUCAAAAUUAGAAGACAUUUGUCAAACUAUAAUACAGAUGAAAGUACACAGCUACAAACAUUCUCCAUUACAAUAUGCACUUCGUCCAAUUAAUUGGUUUUAUCCAACUUAUCCUACGGAAAAAGCAAAAUAUAUUGCACUUGAACAAGAGACUAUAAAAAUAAUCAAAAAAUAUUUACUUCAUUUAUUAUCUAAACUAUCAGACAUAAAGAUUUGCUUUAAUUCCAAAGUGAAACAUACACUUCAAAAAUAUUUAGAAGUACAAUAUGAUACACUUCGACAACAAUUUAUAAAUGUAGAUACAAUUUAUUCAAAUGAAAUUAAGCGUCUUCGUGAUUUAGUUAUAAAAAUGCGUCAUGGUAAAACUGAACAAAAAAUGAUAGAUGAGUUGUUAGUUGAUAAAUCUAACGAUUCAUUAGAAAAUAAUUUAGAUCAUACGAAAAAAUAUAUUCAAUCUUUGACUGAAAAAGUGCAAUUAAUCAAUGAACUUAAUGAACAAAAUAUUAGUUAUUUGAAUAUGGCACAUUUACUUACUCAAGCAAAUCAUGAUUUAAAUACAAUUUUUCAAGACAUACUUCAGGACAAUAAAUCACAACUUAUAUUUUGUUCUUCGGAUCAUUUAAAAGAUGGAAAUUCAUCAUCAUGGACUAUUCAAUAUGCCAAUUGGAUGAAAACAUGUGAAACUGAUCCGUCGUUAACACUUGUCUAUGCUGAUUUCUCUUACAGUUCAUUUCAUUUGACAGAAGUAAGGAUAUUGCGAGCUAUAUCAUUGCAUGAUGCCACAAAAAAACUAAACUAG